Messenger RNA from Daktulosphaira vitifoliae (grape phylloxera), 1549 nucleotides. It is a transcript of the gene Alg1, whose product is annotated as chitobiosyldiphosphodolichol beta-mannosyltransferase. Gene Ontology annotation, cellular component: endoplasmic reticulum. NCBI's taxonomy places the organism in Eukaryota, Metazoa, Arthropoda, Insecta, Hemiptera, Phylloxeridae. The transcript is spliced from 7 exons. Gene Ontology annotation, molecular function: mannosyltransferase activity. Bases 170 to 1411 code for a protein of 413 amino acids. The record is from RefSeq and is a predicted model, not a curated record.
GUUUUUUACUUAUCAUUUUAUUGGCAAACUAGUGUUUGUCUUAGACGUUAUUUCUAAAAGGGAUUUAUAACAUAAUUAUCCAUGUACUUCCUCAGUAGAUGUAUGUGAAAUAAUUGUUUUAUUAGUUUGUUAAUUUUUUGUUUAAAUUUAAUCAACUUUCAACGAUAUUAUGAGAGAAAAAAAGAAUAAAAACGUCUGUAUUGUAGUGUUGGGAGAUAUAGGAAGAAGCCCCAGAAUGCAGUAUCAUGCUCAAUCGCUUAUUAAUGAAGGUUUUGAUGUUGAUAUUAUUGGGUAUUUAGAGAGUCCAGUUCUUACUGGUAUAAAAGAAAAAAGUAAUAUAAUCAGUUUGAAAAAAGUACCUUCAUUUGAAAAAUAUGUUCCAAGAUUAAUGUCAUUCAUACUUAAAGUUUACUGGCAAAUUUUGACACUUUUCUGGGCAAUUUUAAUAAAACGAAAAUCUGAUAUUGUUUUGGUACAAAAUCCUCCAGCCAUUCCUACCUUAGCAAUUUGUUGGUUUUAUUGUUUAUUAGUGAAUGCUAAAUUUAUAAUUGAUUGGCAUAACUAUGCUUAUUCAGUAUUAGCAUUAACAGUAGGAAAAUCAGCUCCAUUAGUCAAGUUGUCAUUACUCUAUGAAAAAUUUUUUGGCAAACUAGCAGAUGCUAACUUUUGUGUGACUAAAGCAAUGCGUGAAGAUUUAGCAGUUAAUUGGAAUAUUAGAGCACUGACUUUGUUUGAUAAACCUGGUCAACAAUUCAGCACUAAAGUUACUAAAGCAGAAAAAAUUAGGGUACUAAAAUCAAUUAAUUUACCAAGUUUAGUAGAAGAACAAUUGGUAACUGGUCAAAUUGGAUUGUUAGUAUCAAGUACUAGUUGGACGCCAGAUGAAGAUUUUUUCAUUCUUUUGAGAUCUUUGCAAAAAUAUGACGAAAGUGAUGAUACAUACCCAAAACUUGUGUGUGUUAUAACGGGAAAAGGACCACUAAAGUAUCAUUAUCAGCAGGUGAUAUCAAAAAUUAUUUGGAAAAAGGUUACUAUAGUUACACCAUGGCUUCAAAAUGAGGAUUAUCCAAUUUUAUUAGCAAGUGCAGAUUUGGGAGUUUGCCUUCAUAAUUCUUCUAGUGGCCUAGAUCUACCCAUGAAAGUGAUUGACAUGUUUGGAGUUUGUCUUCCAGUGUGUGCUUAUAAUUUUAAUUGUUUACAUGAAUUGGUUAAGCAUAAUGAAAAUAGUCUUGUAUUUUCGGAUGAAGAAGAACUAUCUCUACAAAUAUCAACCUGGUUUAAAGGUUUUCCUAAGGAAAUAUGUGAAAAAAAGGAGCAGUUUUGUACAGAGAUCAAUAAAUUUCGUUCAACUGAUUGGCAUACAAAUUGGAUGGCAGUUGCUUUUCCAUAUAUUUUGAAUAUCGAUAAGUAAUUGUUUGCUUUUAUAUCACACUAUGUAUACAAAUAUAGUUUACUUUUUUAUUGUGCAGAUAUGUGAUAUAAAAAGUUUAUAUGAAUGUUAAAUUAAUAUAUUUUAAUAAACUAUAUGAUUAUUUUUUUGUUAGUUUAA